CUCAAGCAGAGGAAGCUCGAGCUCCUAGCACCAGCCAAGCAGAGAGAAACGCAGCUCCCAGCAACGCUCAAGCAGAGGAAGCUCGAGCUCCUAGCACCAGCCAAGCAGAGAGAAACGCAGCUCCCAGCAACGCUCAAGCAGAGGAAGCUCGAGCUUCCAGCACCAGCCAAUAUGAACAUGUCAGUUCUAAGAACAGCACUAGGCCUUCACCUACUGAAGACCCAGAAGGCGCGACCAAUCUUCCAGAAGCGUACCAUGAUUUGCUUCGCCAUGAAGGGGUCGCAACGCUCCUACCUCGACUCGCGUUUCUGCAUAAUGAUAUGCCCCAAAGUCUACGUAACAGCUUCCAAUCAUUUCGAAUCUCUGCACCCGAAUUCUGCGUGCUGUUCUGGGUAUGGCUUGAGUACGAAUUUGUUGUAAUAGACAAUGAGGACGCCGCAAAAGCGAUGCUAGAGAAACUGGGUAGCAUUGAUUCUCUUUUGGCUAGCCUCAAGGACUGGGAUUGGGCGCUGCGCAGCAAAGAUGGAAAGUUAGCACACAAGCUUCAAGGAAUAGCUGAGGAAGUCCAAGCAUUUUGGAAUAUUGCUCACCCUGCGGUACCGCAAAAUUUAGGGAUCCAUCUGCCCAAUCAAAUUGGACAUCCCUUGCUCUGGAGCCUGCUGGGUAGGCAAAAGGCUACCGAACUGACGAUCGAAGAUCCAGAAGAACCAGGUCAAAUCGUGAACGGACAGAUUAUAGGUAGAAACAGCAAGAAGUCGGCAUGGUUUGGUCUUGUAUUACCCUCCAGAAAGAAACCUGGCUGUUGGAGAGGCUACUGGAUUGCAAGCAAACGGCAUCAACAGGCAUAUAUGGACUACGUCAAGACUGCGACUUUGACACUGUCAAUUGCUGGCGACUCCGAUUUCCUCGACGAGUGUCAACCUGAGGACUUCCAAAUCAUUGCGGUCUUUCAGAUGAAAUGGGGCAAGACCUAUCAUACUCAUGCACUAGGUGUUCCGUACUAUGACCAAUCUCGGGUACCAAUGUUGUAUUCGAAAUCCAUUCUAGCCAGUGGUUGGGGAAAGAAGGACACAGAGCGAGUCCUCGGUGGGCACAUGCGCAACGCUGGUCAGACAAAUUACCUCGCAACUGAGUAUCACGCGCUUGACCGUGUAAGUGCUAAAGCAUGGUAAAUUUAACUGUUGCUUUACACCUAUUUAGCUGUUGGAUUUUCCAUAGUCUCUCGUUCUCUAUUUGCUAUUUCUUGACUUCGCGGUUUAUCAUGUAUCUCAUUGCUAGAAAUAGAAAUGUGGGGAGCUCCCAUCUUUUCCUGUCAUUCUUUGAUCCAAAGCAGGUUGAAUGAGCUUGAAGUUGUGAUCUGUUGACCUCCGUUGGUUAGAGGAUAUGUCUGGGAACUGAUUAAUAAGUCUUGAGGACCUCUCAGCCUUUAGGUUAGACGUGAGCACUGCGAAGCAAGCGAGUACAGAAUGUUGCUUGCUUUCAGCCUUAGCUUAAUCUUGAAAAUUACUUGAGUCCGCGCAGCUAAAUCUGAGACCGCCUUGACAG
This is a messenger RNA of Truncatella angustata, 1545 nucleotides long. RefSeq lists its product as uncharacterized. Lineage: Eukaryota; Fungi; Ascomycota; Sordariomycetes; Amphisphaeriales; Sporocadaceae. The transcript has a single exon. The record is from RefSeq and is a predicted model, not a curated record. Bases 321 to 1172 code for a protein of 283 amino acids.